Messenger RNA from Zophobas morio, 3512 nucleotides. RefSeq names its product serine/threonine-protein phosphatase 2B catalytic subunit 2-like. Gene Ontology annotation, molecular function: calmodulin-dependent protein phosphatase activity; calmodulin binding. NCBI's taxonomy places the organism in Eukaryota, Metazoa, Arthropoda, Insecta, Coleoptera, Tenebrionidae. Gene Ontology annotation, biological process: calcineurin-mediated signaling. The record is from RefSeq and is a predicted model, not a curated record. The coding region runs from base 138 to 1667 and encodes 509 amino acids. Gene Ontology annotation, cellular component: calcineurin complex; cytoplasm. The transcript is spliced from 14 exons.
CACAGCUGAGAGCUCUGGCUGGGCCGCGCUCGUCGCCCCAUCUUGAGUAGAAUAUAGAGCUGUGUUACGGUGAGUGUAUUAUUGUGCGAGGAAAAUCCGAUGUUUAUAGUUUAAAGUGUAUAAAAUUACUUGAAGAGAUGUCUUCGAACAACCAGAAGCUGUCGACCACGCAACGUAUGAUACAAGCUGUACCCUUUCCACCGAGUCAUAAGUUGACAGUGGCCGAAGUGUUCGACCAGAGGACGGCAAAACCGCGGCCGGACGUGUUAAAGCAGCACUUUAUAUUGGAGGGCCGAAUCGAUGAAGCAGCAGCUCUCAGAAUCAUCAAUGAAGGCGCACAACUCCUACGCGCCGAAAAGACGAUGAUAGAUAUAGAAGCUCCCGUCACAGUAUGUGGAGAUAUACACGGUCAAUUUUAUGACCUUAUGAAAUUAUUCGAAGUAGGGGGACCACCCGCUAGUACAAAGUACCUUUUUCUCGGUGAUUAUGUUGAUAGAGGAUAUUUUAGUAUAGAGUGCGUGUUGUACCUGUGGGCCCUGAAGUUGUGCUAUCCAACAACCCUUUUCCUUCUUCGUGGUAACCAUGAGUGUCGCCACCUUACAGAAUAUUUCACUUUUAAACAAGAAUGUAAGAUAAAAUAUUCAGAACGAGUCUACGAUGCAUGCAUGGAGGCGUUCGACUGUCUGCCCCUCGCGGCGCUGAUGAACCAACAGUUCCUCUGCGUCCACGGCGGAUUAUCACCAGAAAUACAUAAUUUAGACGACAUUCGAAAGUUAGACAGAUUUAAAGAACCACCCGCUUUCGGACCCAUGUGUGACCUUCUUUGGUCGGAUCCCUUAGAAGACUUUGGUAAUGAAAACAACGCAGAACAUUUCUCUCAUAAUUCCGUGAGGGGUUGCUCAUAUUUCUACAGCUACGCUGCCUGUUGCGACUUCCUUCAAAAUAAUAACCUUCUAUCAAUAAUUAGAGCACACGAAGCACAAGAUGCGGGGUAUCGAAUGUAUAGGAAAAGUCAGACAACAGGCUUCCCUUCCCUUAUCACAAUCUUCUCGGCACCCAAUUACUUGGACGUGUAUAACAAUAAGGCAGCCGUACUAAAAUACGAAAAUAACGUAAUGAACAUUCGCCAAUUUAAUUGUUCGGCGCACCCUUACUGGCUACCAAACUUCAUGGAUGUGUUCACGUGGUCGCUUCCUUUCGUAGGUGAAAAAGUGACGGAGAUGCUCGUCAACGUCCUCAACAUCUGCUCCGACGACGAGCUCGUCUCGGACGGAGACGACGCACUAGAAGAAGCGAAACAGGCAAAAAUUGUUAUUAAAAAACCUGCAGCUAACCUGAGGAAAGAAGUAAUACGUAACAAAAUCAGGGCAAUCGGUAAAAUGGCUCGAGUAUUCUCCGUGCUAAGGGAGGAGAGCGAGUCGGUUCUCCAACUCAAGGGUCUCACGCCAACGGGCGCUCUGCCCCUCGGGGCGCUGUCCGGAGGCAAGACCAGCCUCAAGAAUGCGUUGCAAGGGUUCUCUCCUAACCACAAGAUAACGAGCUUCGCGGAAGCCAAAGGUUUAGACGCCAUCAAUGAACGCAUGCCGCCGAGGAAAGAUGCGCCGCCGUCGCCGGCGGAAGAGACGCCACAGGACCAUAAUCACACCCAGAGUAAUGCACACUCGUGAGCUACACUUAAAUAGGACAUCACAUUGGCCGCCUGCAGGUAUGCGCAACAAGAACCAUUGGGUACCCUGCAGUGGCGCUCACCUCUACUACAUGUAACAUCUUUAUUAGACUAUAGACACAUUUUUUCAUUGGGACGACAGGCUCGUUCACAUCUUAUUGAACAAGUAGCUGGUCUGCUUCCUCUCUCUAUCUGUAAUUUCUGCUAUUCGUGCCUCGCUCUUGCACACUGCUCUACCGCUAUUCUCGCUUGAGGACAAUCGUCCGGUGUUAUUAUCAUCUAACUACAUUCCAUAUCUACUGGGUUUUGAAUAAUCGUAGCACCGUUGGGUCCUCUAGACAACCCACAUAUUUAUUAUUUUAAUAUUAUUAUAUUAUAAAUGUAAACUUGACGUCAUAAAUUCGUUGUAUAACCAGUAGAGUAAGUAGUGAUAUAAAAAAAAAAUAAUAAGUAUAAUGAUAAACAUGAAAAUGAUGAUAGUUAUCACUCUGUUACUACUACGUACAAGAAUUAAAAAGAAAAAAAAAUGUGAAAAAAAUGAAAUCGUAUAUCGGUCAGCAGUGUGAAAUGGCGGGCUAGGAGUAGCUGGUCGCACGUGUUGAGUGAUAUAAGCGUGCCAUACCCACCUGUCGCCACACCUCAUCCUCAUCCUCAUCAAUCAACCCAUCAGAAAUCAUCAUGAUCACUAUGUGUUAAUUUAAAAGAUAUUGCUAUAUAUAAUAUACAUAUUUAAUGACUCAUGUGCUGAGUUGAGGAUUUCAUUGUGCGAAAUAAGUACAUUUAUCUCUCUAUUAAUAUUAUAGAAAGUGUUUGAUUUUAAUAUUAACACAACAAAAUACACACACAUCUUUGCUACGAGCUGUACUUAUUUUUUGAUUGUACAAAUUGUGUUAUACUAUUAAAUGUUUAAUAUUAACUUUUCCUCUCUGUCUGAGCGAGACGUUUCAGUUAACGAAAAAAUUGUGUAUAUAAAAAUAAUACGUGUACAAAUGUGAUUGAUGUAUGCAGAUCCCGAGCAAACAAUCCGACCUUCGCAACCUGAGACCUCGUUGUUACGAAUCUCCAGCACUUCAAUGCUUUCUUCCUCAGACAAAGAGUUGGCGUGAAUGUUCGUUCGAACUUCUGUUGUGGUGUGCCAGCGUGUUAAGUUGUAAUACCUAUUAAUCUUAUUGAAUUCUGUAAAUUUACUCUAUAAUAUAUUAUAUACAUAAUAUGGUAUAGUUAAUUAUUAGGUAAUAUCUCAACCAACUAUCGGAUAACUUAGAAUGAUAUCAAAAUUUAAUAUGGCGUCCCUUAACUUUUAUACAAAUGUAACUACGCUGUUGCUUAAAUUGUAUUCGUUGAAUUUUUAUGAAAACUGUUGGUUCGUAGGGCGGAACGAUCACGAUCACGUGACUGAAGGGCCCUUCCUUCUAUUCGUGUGUUGUGUGUCCUUGGGAAUAAAUCGUCGUAUAAUAAAAAUAAAUAUACCGACUCUCGUCGUCACUGUCAUACUCUCCUCCUAGCGAAUGUAUCAAAGUUUGGGGCAUCGUUUUAAUUAAUCGGUUAUUAAAACUAUAUUUAGUGGUGUGUGUUGCUAAUCACUUUGUCAUCUAACGAAAUUGUUAACUAGUCAUUUCAUUCACUACCUCUCACCUGUACAUACAAUUAUUAUAUUGUGUUGUUUAUAAAAGUCUAAUUUAAGUUGAAACUUUGUUAAAGUUAGUGUAGUAGACGGUUUACUGUCGUUAUUAAAAGUCUGUUCGGGUCGAACAGAAUGUGGUAUGACGAAGCAAUAAAAUGACAUUUUUCUAAUGACUUAUUAGAAAGUUAAAAAAAAAAAACGCGACGAUUGUUCAAGUGGUUA